Trichoplax adhaerens is the source of this 1203-nucleotide messenger RNA. RefSeq lists its product as uncharacterized. The transcript is spliced from 10 exons. NCBI's taxonomy places the organism in Eukaryota, Metazoa, Placozoa, Uniplacotomia, Trichoplacea, Trichoplacidae. The record is from RefSeq and is a predicted model, not a curated record. The coding region runs from base 1 to 1203 and encodes 400 amino acids.
AUGGCGGACCAGUGGUUCCACCGAAAUCCCUUGAAGGCCACUUCUACUUUGAAAUUCGAUAACGCAAAGAGAGUUUGCAAGAAUAAUGAUGCUUUUAAGCUAUUUGAAAAAACCAACGAAGAAAGAAAAAACCUACUCAAUAUCCUCAAAAAUCCACAAAAUGAUAUGAAACUUAUCGAAACAUCCUGGCAAAAAUAUUUUGCACUAUAUCUAGGCUUUGUUUUCAAUGCCCACAAACCUGGACAAGACAGUCCUUUGCGAAAUUUAGUACCAGUCCAUUGGACUCAAUCGUUGACUGGUAGAAUAACAGUUAAUACCUCUGACGGAAUCUUUGAGCUAGCAUCAAUGCUAAUCAAUGUAGCUAUUUGGCACAUGAAACGCGCUUCAUGUUUAGCGGAAUCAGGGAGCCUAACUAUGGAUGAUGCCAAAGACAUUCAUAAAUCACUUCGUAUAGCUGCUGGAUUAUUUCAGUUUGUAAAGGAAAACUAUGCAGCUUCUUUAACUUCGAUCACUGGAUCUUGUAAAGAUACCGAACAGCAAAUAUUAGAAGCAUAUUAUACGCAGUGUAUUUCAGAAGCUGAAGAAGUUACCGUUGCUAGAGCUAUAGAACUAAAGCACCAGGCGUCUGUCGUUGGUGGCUUAUCUUAUGAAACUUCCAAGCACUUUCAAGCUGCUGCAACUUUAUUAUCAUCUGUAAAUGUAAAUUAUGCGGGCAAAUGGAAGAAAUACUUAGUUUUGAAAUCCGUUUUUUAUAAAGCAUGCGCCUACGGGUGUUAUUCAGAAGUUUUAUUACAAAAAGAUAAAUGCGGUGAAGCAGUCAAGUUUGGACAAGAGGCUUUGCAGUUAUAUAACAGUAUUGAAAGUGCCUGCAGAGAGUAUCUGCGUUUUAAAGGCGAAGGUAAAGCUGCCAGAGUUAUUGAUCACCAAUUUUUUAGAAAAGUUGGAACAAUGAUCAAGCGUAAUCUGGAUAAAGCUAACAGAGAAAAUGGCUUUAUAUAUCAUCAUAGAGUGCCUGCAGAAUUGCCUCAACUCGAUUUAGAAGCAAAGUACGGAAUCGUACAACCUGAAAGUAUUACUAUGCCGCCUGCUGAUGAAGGAUGGACAGAACAAAUUUAUGCUUCGAUUGAUGCCCACGCCUAUGCUACAACGGUACUGCUGAUAUCAACUAUCUAUAAUAUUUUAAGAUCAUCUAUACUUACCUAG